Molecule: messenger RNA, 2879 nt
Organism: Engraulis encrasicolus (European anchovy)
Lineage: Eukaryota; Metazoa; Chordata; Actinopteri; Clupeiformes; Engraulidae
Gene: pipox
Product: pipecolic acid oxidase
Exons: 9
Coding region: 71-1237 (388 amino acids)
Cellular component (GO): peroxisome
Molecular function (GO): flavin adenine dinucleotide binding; sarcosine oxidase activity; L-pipecolate oxidase activity
Source: RefSeq, a predicted model, not a curated record
UGGCCGUAAAUGGCAACUUUCUCUCUUCGAAGUUGCUCCACGUCCUCCAGUCAAAUAAUAAUAGUAAAACAUGUCUUCGCAAGUGUACGACUGCAUUGUGAUAGGAGCAGGGAUCCAGGGAUCAUGUACGGCAUAUUACCUCGCAAAGAAUAAGCAGAAAACACUUCUCCUCGAGCAGUUUAUCCUGCCCCACGCUCGUGGAAGUUCUCAUGGCCAGACUCGGAUCAUCCGGAAGGCGUAUGAUGAGGACUACUAUGUGCGCAUGAUGGACGAGAGCUACAGGCUGUGGGCUGAGAUAGAGAAGGAAUCAGGCGUCAAGCUCCACAGUCGCACGGGCCUUCUGGUGCUGGGUCCUGAGCAUGGCCAUGACUAUCCGCGCUACAAGAACACCUUGCUGCGGAACAAGGUUCCCACGGUGAUGCUGAAGAGGGAAGAGUUCAGCCAGCACAUCCCCAACUUCAACCUGACGCAGGGGGACGCAGCGCUGGUGGACACCACGGCUGGGGUGCUGUACGCAGACAAGGCCCUCCGCACUAUUCAGAGGCUGUUUCAGGAGCACGGUGGGGAGACAAAAGAUGGCCAGAAGGUGUCCAAGAUCUCUCCUGGCCGGGUGGUCACGGUGACCACAUCCACAGGGGAGUACCGGACCAGGAGCCUGGUUAUCACAGCCGGGCCAUGGGCCAACAGCCUACUGGCACACACAGGCCUGAACCUGCCACUCACGGUGGAGAAGAUAAAUGUGUGCUACUGGAGGGAGAAGGAUCCAGGCUCGUACGGCAUCCAAAAUCGCUUCCCCGCCUUCAUCCAGGUGGAGCCUGUUGAGUCCAAGCAUCACAUCUAUGGUCUGCCCUCCAACGAAUACCCAGGCCUGAUGAAGGUGUGCUACCACGUUGGGAAAGAUAUUACAGACCCAGAUGAGAGGGACAGGCAAACGGACCGCACUGACAUCAACAUCCUCCAGCGGUACGUCUCGCGCUGCAUGCCAGGCCUGGUGCCAGUGCCUGCCGUGAUGGAGAGCUGCCUCUAUACGACGACUCCAGACUCCCAUUUUGUCCUGGACCGUCACCCCACACACAGCAAUAUUGUCAUCGGCGCUGGAUUCUCAGGUCAUGGCUUCAAGUUCGGGCCCCUCAUCGGCAAGAUCAUGUACCAGUUGAGCACGGGCCAGGUGCCCUCUCAUGACCUCAGGCCCUUCAGGAUCAGCCGCUUCCAGGGCCCCCCCAAGGCUGCCCUUUAGGAAGGUCCGCCCAGAAGUCCACACUGCCCUGUAUGGUCUCCCUGAGGUCACACACUUCUUCAAAGGAACCACACAACUUUCUGCCUUUGCACCCGUUAACACCAUCGAUGCUAAAGGAAGAGAUGUUGUGGACCAACUGGCUACAGUGUCAGCACUGUGUUAUGUAUACAUCGGGGUCCAAAAAACCUACUCGGACUCUGGUUCGAGUUUCAGCCACAAAGCCAUUUUCACAAGCUCACCCCAUUAAUUUGUCUUACAAUUCACCAUCGCAUCUAAUCAAAUGCAUACAUAAACCUGUUUUAAAUCAUCCUUCAAGUCACAUUUAAAGUCAUUAGCACAACUACAUACAUUACAUUACAUUACAUUGCAUUCUAUAUUGAGCAUAUUGAGUUGCUCAAGGGCACCUCAGCCAUGGAUGAUACGGGAGUCGAACCUACAAUCUUCCGACUUCCAAUUCCAACCAUUAGGCCAUGAGUCGACCGCCUACACAUCCAUGAGCUUUUAAAGAAAUAUUCAUCAAUGGCUCCUCUUGGAGGCAGGAACGCAUUCAUAAUUUCUGAACUCUACAAAACAAUUAAAGAAGAAAGGGACAGGCGCAACGGGACAGUGUGAUGCAAUCUCUGCCUAUAAAAACAAUGACAAACCCAGCCGUGGCUCAAGCAGUAGGGCACGGUACUGUAACACCGGGGGUUCGAUUCUGACCCCAGGUCAUUUCCCGAUCUUCCACCAUAUCCCACUCCUAGUCAUUUUCUGUCCCACUCAUCACUGCACUAUCCUAAUACCCCCACCCCCCUGCACUAUCCACCCCUCCCCCUUAAUCGUCAUUAAUGGACCCUGUCACUCAAGGGCACCUCAGCCAUGGAUGGCAUGUUUGGGAGUCGAACUAGAGUCUUACCACUUCUAACUCCCUAACUAUUAGGCCACGACUGCCUACUGUACUUACAUCCAUUGAGGAUUUUUAAAUUGCUCGUCAAUGGCUUCCGCUCUCGGAGGAGACAGGAGCUGCCAUAUUAGCCAGUGAAUCAUGUCCCAGCUGCUGCUCGGUGCUGAGGAGACCAUUAGAGGGCUCAAAUGGGGGUACGCACACACCCCCCCCCUUUACACACACGAACACACACACACACACGCUCACACACACACACACACACACACACACACACACACACACACACACACACGCACACACACACACACACACACACACACUCACACACACACACACACACACACACACACACACACCCUGCUCUACUCGACCAUUGGGGGUUCACUCAUCUGUGACAAAAGGCAUUUACACUUUAAGUGCGCUCUGUGAUUUUUAUAUAUUGCUUGCUUCCAAAGCCAUGGCAUUCACUACAUUCACACUCACUCACCGACUCCCCUGCCCUGGAGUUUGUGUGUGUGUGUGUGUGUGUGUGUGUGUGUGUGUGUGUGUGUGUGUGUGUGUGUGUGUGUGUGUGUGUGUGUGUGUGUGUGUGUGUGUGUGUGUGUGUGUGUGUGUGUGUGUGUGUGUGUGUGUGUGUGUGUGUGCUGGGGGGGUGCACAUGUGUGUGGGUGCACAUAUGUGUGUGCUUGUGUGUGUUCUGUGAACGUGUUUGUGCUUGGGUGGUUGGGGGCUGUUGGAAAUAAAAGACAUUGUUAA